GCUCAUUUACAGGUUAUGUUUACUACUGGCGAAGGAGAGGCACAGAGAAGGGGAUCCUAAGGGACUGAACAAUUUAGGCCUACCUCUAUCGUAGAGUAAAAUAACGACAUUAUAUUUUGCUGUUCUCGUUGUGCAAUAACCGUGUGGUCAUUUUGGAAGGAGAUAUCCAUCAGAGGUUAAGUCACCCGAAACGCCUUUUAUUAUGAAGAAAAAUAGCAACUGACUAACGAAAGAGCAACAGCGAAGUCUGACAGUUGACUGGAAUCGAGUUUGCGGUUUGAUACCCCCCCGAUACACGGUUCAGAUUAGUUUUAUAUUACUUGAAGUUGUAAACGACAUAGUAAUCGUUCGUAUUUUUGCGUUCAUGCAAGAAGAUAUGUUUGUGAAAGACAGCAGCCAUGAGUAGUGAGUGACCCGUGGGUUUCGUUGCUUUGCAUGAACCUGAAGUUGUCAAAAAGCGAAGCUACAGAAUUCAAGGACUGUGUUGCACUUUUACAAGCUGCACUUUAGGUGUUCAUUCAAUGCACGGGAAUAUAACAUGUAUUUAGUAACUAGAUACAUCCAUAGCGAGUGUUACCGGAAGCGUAAUUCAAUUGAGAGUUGAUAGCUUUCAAAUCGCAUCAAACUUUGUGGCCUCCUGCCCAUUCAGCUAACGGUACCGUUAGCCAGCAGCUAGCUAACGUUUACUCCCCCUUUUCCUCUGCGACGCUAGAGACGCUGCGGAUUGUCUCAAAAAACACUUGAAAAGAAGACUCAAUGCGAUGCCAUUUAUUGCAAAGUGAGACUUUAACCUUUUGUUUAGCCACGAUGAUUCUCACGGUUGCGUUUGUUUGUUUUGGCGAUUUUGAAUAUCCCUCGGACCUUGUGCAGUUAACUAGCUGAAGCUAACCAGUGAGUUAGCUCGCUAACUAGCUAAGUUAGCUAGUAGUGAACACGUUGGACCCUCCGCCCAUUUUUCCGGGAUGAGCGUUUUUAUAUAUUUUCUGUUUACCUGUGGUUUAACUAACAAACCAAAACGACAGCUACACCUUGCCAGCUAAUUUUAAUCGAGUUGCAUCGGAUUCUUCCCCGGACAGUGACUGUCUACUGUGUUUUUUUUAGUCGGUCUGAUAUUGACUAGAGUUGAGUCAAUAUGUGUCCGCGGACUUUCCUUGUGUUUUUGGUGACUGCUGUCUACGUAUGGAAUUGUCAGCAAACGAAUGGAGAAAGUACAGAAAUCUCCAAUGGGAUCUGCUCCAGUAAGGACAUCCGGAACAACGUGACCAACCUGCGCUCCCUGGAGAACUGCACGGUCAUCGAGGGCCACCUGAAAAUCAUCCUCAUGUUCAAGACCAAGCCCGAGGACUUCAGGGGUGUCAGUUACCCAAAACUGACCGUGGUCACAGACUUUCUGCUCCUGUUCAGGGUCUACGGUAUGGAGAGUCUCAAAGACCUCUUCCCCAACCUCACUGUGAUCCGAGGUAACAACCUGUUCUUCAACUACGCUCUGGUCUUCUUUGAAAUGCUGCAGCUCAGGGAUAUCGGUCUCCAUAGCCUGAUGAACAUCACCCGAGGAGCGGUGAGGAUCGAGAAGAACCCAGACCUCUGCUACCUCUCCACCCUGGACUGGUCCAAGAUCCUGGAUACGGUGGAGGACAACUAUAUUGUGUCAAAUAAGAAUGACAGGGAGUGCGGGGAUGUGUGUCCCGGGGCGCUGGCCAAGGGCAAGGCUACCUGUCAACAGACCACCAUCAAUGGGAACUUCAACGAACGUUGCUGGACGCACAAGCACUGCCAGAGAAUGUGUCCCACCAGCUGUAAGCACCGGGCCUGUACCAGAGACCACCAAUGUUGCCAUGAACAGUGUCUGGGAGGCUGCUCUGAGCCCCACAACAGCAGCAGCUGUGUUGCCUGCAAGAACCUCCAGCACCAGGAGGCCUGUGUGGACCGCUGUCCGCAGGGAUACUACACCUACAGGGGCUGGCGCUGCGUCCCCUUCUCCUUCUGCCAGGACCUCCACAACAAGUGUCAGCAGAGCAAGAACAGCGACUGCCAACAGUUCGUCAUCCACAAUGGAGCCUGUAUACCAGAAUGCCCCUCCGGGUAUACUACUGUAAACUCCUCCACGUUGGUCUGUACUCCGUGUGCUGGGCUAUGUCCUAAGGUGUGUAUGGGCCUGAAAAUGGUGGACUCUGUGACAGCAGCCCAGGCUCUGAGAGGAUGCACCGUGCUCAACGGCAGCAUGGAUAUCAACCUUAGAGGAGGAAAUAACAUAGCAGCAGAGCUGGAGGCUAACCUUGGACAGCUGGAGGAGAUUACAGGCUUCCUGAAGGUCCGGCGCUCCUACGCUCUCGUCUCGCUCUCUUUCCUCCGCAACCUACGGGUCAUCAGAGGGGACACACUGAUGGAUGGGGGCUACUCGUUCUACGCACAUGACAACCAGAACCUGCGUCAGCUGUGGGACUGGACCCAACACAACCUGAGCAUCCUGCAGGGACGCAUGUUCUUUCAACUCAAUGCUAAGCUCUGCAUGUCAGAGAUACGCAAGAUGGAGGAGGUGACGGGCACCAGGGACAGGCAUACCAAAAACAACAUCGUAUCGAAGACCAACGGAGACCAGGCCUCCUGUGAGAACCAGGAGUUAAGGUUCACUCAGGUGCGUGCUACACAUGAUAAGAUCAUGAUCAAGUGGGAACCGUUCUGGCCUCCCGACUUCAGAGACCUGCUGGGCUUCAUGGUCUUCUACAAGGAAGCGCCUUACCCCAACGUGACAGAGUUUGAUGGCCAGGAUGCGUGUGGUUCCAACUGGGUGAUCAUUGACCUGGACCCCCAGCCCGGGCAACAGAGGGAAACGCACAACAGGAGUACCUUGAUCUUGGCUUUAAAGCCCUGGACGCAGUACGCCAUCAUGGUCAAGACCCAGCUCUCUGCCUCUGAUGAACACCAGGUCCUCGGGGCCAAGAGCAAGAUCACCUACGUCAGGACAGACGCCACCAAGCCCUCGGUGCCCCUGGACCCCAUCUCCUCCUCCAACUCUUCCUCUCAGAUCCUCCUGAAGUGGAAACCUCCCACGGAUCCCAAUGGCAACAUCACUCACUACCUGGUGUACUGUCAGCAGCAGCCUGAGGCCAGCGAACUCUACAAGUUCGAUUACUGUCAGAAAGGUAUGAAGCUGCCUUCGCGGGUGCCCACCCAGGUCGACAGUGACGAAGAGGCUAAGUGGAACCAGACUGAGGAUGAGGGUCAGGGUGGCCGCUGUUGUGCCUGUCCCAAAACAGAGAAACAACUGAAGAAGGAGGCUGAGGACUCAGAGUACCGCAAGACCUUUGAGAACUACAUCCACAAUGAGGUCUUCCUGCUCAAAUCAACCAGACAGCGCCGCUCAGCCAUGGGUGUAGCUAAUGAGACGCAGCCUGCGUUCGUGACAAAGCCCCCCACCCUGCCAGAAGGUUACUCCACCAGCGGCCCAGACGAUGAUGAGGAUGGUGCGGAGAGCACUAAGAUCCAGCUGACUGUGUUCUCCAAGGAGUCCACGGUUAUCUCCGGCCUCCGACACUUCACCUCGUACCAGAUUGAUGUGUUGGCCUGCAACCACCCCACAAACCCGUCACGCUGCAGUAUGGCAGCCUUCGUCUCAGCUCGCACCAUGCCUGAGGACAAAGCAGAUGACAUCGUGGGCCCCAUCAGCUAUGAUGUGUCUGAGUACUCUGUUCAAAUCAAAUGGUUGGAGCCUAAAGCUCCCAAUGGAAUGAUCAUCCUGUACGAAGUCAACUACAAGAGACUGGGAGACACAGAGGAGUUGCACCACUGUGUGUCCAGGAAGAUGUACCAGCAGUCGGAGGGCUGCAGGCUGAGAGUGGUGCACCCUGGGAACUACACUGUGAGGAUCCGAGCCACGUCGCUGGCAGGAAACGGCUCCUGGACCGACCCCACACACUUCUACGUACAGGACCUCCGGGUGGACCCAUCCAACCUAUUGAUUAUCAUUGGUCCAGUCAUCUUCAUAGUUCUACUGAUACUGGUGGCAGCGGGAGGAUUCGUCAUGUUCAGGAAGAAGCAAACCCAGGGCCCCUCUGGACCCCUCUACACCUCUUCUAACCCAGAGUACCUCAGUGCUGCUGACAUGUACGAGCCAGAUGACUGGGAGGUGGGCAGGGAUAAGAUUAACAUCCUACGAGAGCUGGGUCAGGGCUCGUUCGGCAUGGUCUACGAGGGCAUCGCCAAGGACAUCGUGAAGGGAGAGCCAGAGACGCAUGUGGCAGUGAAGACGGUCAACGAGUCGGCCAGUCUGAGAGAGAGGAUAGAGUUCCUCAACGAGGCCUCCGUCAUGAAGGGCUUCACCUGCCACCAUGUGGUGCGUCUGAUGGGUGUGGUCUCUAAGGGCCAGCCCACUCUAGUUGUCAUGGAGCUGAUGACCCAUGGCGACCUGAAGAGCUACCUGCGCUGCCUUCGCCCCGACUCUGAGAAUAACCCUACUGGGAGCCCGCCCCCCACGCUGAGGGAGAUGGUCCAGAUGACAGCAGAGAUAGCAGACGGCAUGGCCUACCUCAACGCCAAGAAGUUUGUCCACAGAGACCUGGCCGCUAGGAACUGCAUGGUGGCGCAGGACUUCACUGUCAAGAUAGGAGACUUUGGUAUGACCAGAGACAUCUAUGAGACAGACUACUACAGGAAGGGAGGGAAGGGUCUGCUUCCUGUCCGCUGGAUGGCUCCUGAGUCUCUAAAGGAUGGAGUGUUCACCGCACACUCUGACUGCUGGUCAUUUGGGGUGGUGUUGUGGGAGAUCAGUACCCUAGCAGAGCAGCCGUACCAGGGCUUGUCUAACGAGCAGGUCCUGAAGUUCGUCAUGGAUGGAGGAUAUCUGGACCGACCAGACAACUGUGCUGACCGGCUACACAAUCUGAUGUCAAUGUGCUGGCAGUACAACCCCAAGCUGCGUCCCAGCUUCCAGGAGAUCAUUGAGAUGCUCCACAAGGACCUUCACCAGUCCUUCCAGGAGGUCUCCUUCUACUAUAGCCAGGAGAACAAGCCUCCGGAGCAGGAGGACUUUGACCUGGACAUGGACAACAUGGAGAGCAUUCCCCUCGACCCAUCCUCUUACUCCCAGAGAGGGGACCACAGUUCCUCUUACUCCCAGAGAGGGGACCACAGUUCCUCUUACACCCAGAGAGGGGACCACAGUUCCUCUUACUCCCAGAGAGGGGACCACAGUUCCUCUUACUCCCAGAGAGGGGACCACAGUUCCUCUUACUCCCAGAGAGGGGACCACAGUUCAUCCUACUCCCAGAGAGGGGACCACAGCUCUGAGCGGGAUGAGGCGGGUUCGUCACUGGGGUUGAGACAAAACAACUACGAGGAACACAUCCCGUACACACACAUGAACGGGGGAAAGACUAACGGACAACAGACACUAGCCCUCCCUCGGUCUAGUCCCUCCUAACAAGACAUUUAAAUGGGGGUAAGGGUCUAGUCCAGGGGUUUGCAACUCCAGUCCUCUGGGGCCUGAUUGGUGUCAUACUUUUUCUCCAUCCUAUCAAACACAGCUGAUUAAUCAAAUUGCGUUCUAAACUGAAGAUCAUGAUUCGUUGAUUAUUGGAGUCAGGUGUGUUAGCUGGGGCAAAACUUUGACACCUAUCAGGCCCACGAGGACUGGAAUUGCCCACCCUCGGUCUAGUCCCUCCUAACAGAACAUUAUAUGGGGGUACGGGUCUAGUCCCUCCUAACAGAACAUUAUAUGGAGUAAGGGUCUAGUCCCUCCUAACAGAACAUUAUAUGGGGUAUGGGUCUAGUCCCUCCUAACAGAACAUUAUAUGGGGUAAGGGUCUAUCUAGUCCCACCUAACAGAACAUUAUAUGGGGUACGGGUCUAGUCCCUCCUAACAGAACAUUAUAUUGGGGUACGGGUCUAGUCCCCCUAACAGAACAUUUAAAUGGGGUAAGGGUCUAGUCCCCCUAACAACAUUUAAAUGGGGUAAGGGUCUAGUCCCUCCUAACAGAACAUUAUAUUGGGUAAGGGUCUAGUCCCUCCUAACAGAACAUUAUAUUGGGUAAGGGUCUAGUCCCUCCUAACAGAACAUUAUAUUGGGUAAGGGUCUAGUCCCUCCUAACAGAACAUUAUCCCCCAUGUCUUUCUCUCACACAGAUGAAUUGAUAUGAAUAUAGUUUUGUUGUUUUGUAUAGAUGAUCACUUUUUUCACUUGUUCAGAGGCUUCCUGGAAGUACACAUCUCAAGGACAUUAUUGCUCUCUGUUGUCAAGAUGCCACCCUCAUUACACUACAGUAUGUAGCCAUGUUGUCCAAUGUCAACCAGGAGAGAACAUGCAACCAACCACACGUACACUUUUUGUAUUCAAGAAAGACGAACCUCCCUCUCUACUGCUUCUCUCUUGUCCUCAAUCUUUUUUUUUCUUUUUUUAAUAUUGCCAAGUUUCCACAAAUGUGUGGCGGAGGUAGAAAUCAACUGUGAAAAUAAUUAAACUUUGGGUCAACCUGAAGGCUGCUAACCCCAGGACUUUCCAGACUGUCCCUUCCCCAAGCUGAGGCUCUCUCCCUGGGCAGCUCAGCCCUCGCUGGGUCCCUAGGUCUCCCUGGGCCAUGGAGGUCCCCCAUGGUGUCGCUCAGUGUAAAAGUGCCCUUUUAUCUCUGUCUGUAACCUGCAUCUUAUGUCACGGAGCUGUGUGUCUGUCUGUGACCUGCAUCUAAUGUCAUGGAGCUGUGUGUCUGUCUGUGACCUGCAUCGAAUGUCAUGGAGCUGUGUCUGUCUGUGACCUGCAUCUAAUGUCAUGGAGCUGU
Oncorhynchus tshawytscha (Chinook salmon) is the source of this 6770-nucleotide messenger RNA. Its product is annotated as insulin receptor-like. The record is from RefSeq and is a predicted model, not a curated record. Gene Ontology annotation, molecular function: ATP binding; phosphatidylinositol 3-kinase binding; insulin receptor activity. The transcript has 23 exons. Gene Ontology annotation, cellular component: axon; insulin receptor complex; membrane. Bases 1133 to 5419 code for a protein of 1428 amino acids. NCBI's taxonomy places the organism in Eukaryota, Metazoa, Chordata, Actinopteri, Salmoniformes, Salmonidae. Gene Ontology annotation, biological process: positive regulation of phosphatidylinositol 3-kinase/protein kinase B signal transduction; multicellular organism development; protein autophosphorylation.